Molecule: messenger RNA, 3681 nt
Organism: Capronia coronata CBS 617.96
Lineage: Eukaryota; Fungi; Ascomycota; Eurotiomycetes; Chaetothyriales; Herpotrichiellaceae
Exons: 6
Coding region: 1-3681 (1226 amino acids)
Biological process (GO): regulation of GTPase activity; signal transduction
Cellular component (GO): cytoplasm
Source: RefSeq, a predicted model, not a curated record
AUGGAGGCCGCGCUGGAGUCUCCUGUGACUUUUCCGGAGUCGCCAAUGGAUCCGGAUGAUGCUCCAUUUCCCUGUAAAGGAUGCGGACAGAUCCUGGAAGAAGGCAAAGCCUUUGAACUUGCCGGCAACAGAUGGCAUAUUGAUUGUUUCCGCUGCAACACAUGUGGCACUGCCUUGGAUUCCGAUGCGAACCUCCUCCUCUUAGGCGACGGCUCGUUGAUCUGCAACAAUUGCACGUACAGCUGCAGCAGCUGCGGGAGCAAGAUUGAGGACCUUGCGAUUCUGACUGGAGAUCAGGCUUUUUGUGCCAAUUGUUUCAAAUGUCGCAAUUGCAAGAGAAAGAUAGAAAACCUCCGAUAUGCGCGGACGUCUCAAGGGAUUUUCUGUAUGGACUGUCACGAAGCAUUGAUGGCAAGGAGGCGCAAGAGAACCGCCAAAAAUUCUGCGCAGCGCUCCAAGCUCUCCGCAAACCAAAGCGUCCAGCUGGAUAAAUCCUUGCCCGCCAUCCCUCCGCCAGAGGCCAGGAAAACGGCCUAUGUUCCGGAAGAGCAGUCGCCAUACCCAGAGGGUUCCGCUGAUGUGCCAGCUGAUGUGCCUUCUGUCGCAAAGACCAUGAGUGAGUUCCAGAGGGAUAGUGACUCCAGGCCAUCAUCUUCGGAUCAGAAUCCUCCACGUGGUAGUUUCUUUUCAGAUAUGCUGACGCUACCGUCAACGACUUUCCGGAACAAUAGGCAUUCGAUGAUGUCUCAGCGUUCCGAUCUAUCUGGGGGUGGUGAGGAAUUCCUGAUACCAGUUGCUUUUGACCCUACACCUCAACCAUCCACUCAGUCCCCCAGUGUCUCAAGCCAAGCGACCCCGCGACAGAUCGAAGAAAAGCCCAAAGAUUACUUUUCGAGUAGGCCGACGCCACCCAUGGCGCAGUUGCCCCCGUCCAAGUCGAACACGUCGAGUCCUCACAUCGCCUACCAGGAAAAGGGGCGCCAACCGUCUCGAGAUCUGGUGGAGCGGAGUCGAUCUGGUGGCAACGUCAGCAGAACUGGCUCUGCUAACGCAUCCCCUUACUCCUCUAUCGAUCGCUCUUCCAGGAUAGAGGGCUCGCCGCGCUUGUCCCAGAUGGCUCGUACGAACGAUGCUUCUCUGGGUGAAAGAUUCAAAUUGCAGGAAGCUCCAAAAUCCAAGAAGCAUGCUGCGUCCGCUUCCAAUUCUCGGUCAAGAGCCUCUAUUCCGCAGGCGGAAACACCUGGCGAUUUGCUGGAUCAAUCCACGGCAGCGAAGACGCCUGGUUCCGACGUAGACUCGCCGUCAGAUCGAGGCUUUUCCACCCCCCAGCUCUCAAGAGAGUCGAGUCCUCACAGCGGAACCGGUAGCUCGCCCCGACCAGCUCAAUUGCCGACAGCAUCUCUACUGCAGAGUUUACCUAAGCGUGGCGAUUCUCUGGAGAGCACAAAGCGAGGGCAGACAAUCCCACGGAAAGAUAUCAGCUCUUCAGCAAACAUUCCUUCCAGCCUCAGCAGCGCCGUUAACGGCCACGCCACCGCGGCCUUCUCACCCGGGGUUUCUACCGAUCUUGCGAGAGCAAACGGCGGCAAAAUCAUAUCUGGCCCCAUUGGUUCGCCCAGCUCCAGGAGCAUCUUUGAUACCGCCGAUGACUCUAUGAAUCAGACAGACCUCCCAAGUGCAGGAAAGGGAGCCAAUGAAUCCUUCGUCGACCCCCGUGUGCCACCUCUACCUCCUGCGGACCAUUCAAGAUCGAGGAAUGAAUCAUCCAGUACGCUGCAGUCCGAACAUCAGCGAUAUCUGGACGGCCAGAAAGCGUUAGGGCUUCCGAGGUAUUCUACAGGUGGUGAAUUCACUAUGGAUGAGGAUAUGGCUCGAAUAAUGGGCGCGGACGAGACAAAUGCGCAUGAGUCUUUUCUCAGACGAGUCUCAAACUCCGUUCGUCACGGCCGCAGCUAUAGUGACAAGACUGGCAGACUCUCACGGGACCGGUGGCCUCGAUCACCGGCCGUGCCGACCAUGUCGAUCGGCCAAGAAAUCAGCAGCCCAAGCAGUGUAUCGCCGGAAAACCGGGACGAGCUUGCGUGGUUCAAGAAUGAGCUGCGGCGCGAGCGGCAGAAGACGAUAGAGAGGGAAAAGCGGAUUGCCGAGCUAGAGUCACAGCUAGACUCGGCCGCAGACAUCAAGCAGGUCAAUUCAGAAUUGAAGGAGAAGAGGUCGACCAUAGUAGUGCUGGAUACCCAGAAAGAGAUUGUGGUCCGCGAAUUGGAGGUGCUAACUGAACAUUUGGCUGUCGCGAAACGCAGCGGCGAGCCAUUUGAUGUCUCCAAGAUGAGGAGUACAGUACUGCGCGAGUUCGCCGAGUCACUGGAAAAGUUAAAGAACUCGUUCGCGCCUCAGAUCGAAGAGUCCAUACAGAGACGAAACGACCUGGUGGACGAAAUCGCGAACCUGACUCAGAUGAAGGACAAGAGUUUCAUGGAAUUUGAGCAGCUCUCGUCGAAGAACGCCCAGCUCGCAGAGCUGAACAAUCAACUGGUUCAUCAGAUUCAAGGUUUGUACAAGGCCAACUCAGGCGUCCAGGCGGAAACUCCCAAGGCUGCCAUCAAUGGGCUGGGAAUCUAUUCUCAUCACAAGGAGAAAUCGAAUCUGUCCAUCGAUUCACGAGAAGUGCGCAACUUGUCAACCGAUCUGAGCAACAUCGAAUCGGCAAGCACGCUUCAGGCAAGCGAGGCAGAGCCGGUUACUGUGCUCCAAGGUCCCCAGAUGGUGAAUAUCCGAAAGGGACAACCCAAGAAGUUUGACUGGAGAAGAGGCCAGAAGGUUGCCAAGGGGGUCACGAAAGGCUUGAAGGGCGCCUUUUCCUCUACGCAGCAGACGUACAGCCGAGAUCUCCAGUUUGCCGAAACAGGAGCAUACGGGGCUCCUGUAGGUCAGGAGUAUUCGUCCAUGUCUAAGUCGAAUCCAGAGCCUGUGAAGCAAGGCGGCGGAUUUGGGUUUUUUGGUGGCAACCAGAAAGCAGCGAUCAAACCCAAUGGUCUGUACGCGCAGCAGGCUAACGCGAGUACACCCUCGCUUCUGGUUGACGCAGCUACACAACUGUAUGGCUCGGAUCUUGAGCAACGGGCCGACUUUGAGAAAACAUCGGUUCCUUCAAUCGUCCGGCGCUGCGUCGAAGAAGUAGAAGCACGAGGCAUGGACGUAGAAGGUAUUUACCGAAAAUCAGGCGGCAAUUCACAAGUCCUGCAAGUCAAGGAGUGGUUUGAAAAUCCUACCAAAGACUUUGAUAUCUCGGACCCCGACCUCGAUAUACACGCUGUCACUUCGGGAUUGAAGCAGUAUUUCAGACGGCUACCGGUGCCACUCAUCACCUACGAUGUCUACGACAAGCUUCUCGACACGACUGUCAUCACGGAGAAGGAAAGUAGGAUUGAUGCUAUGGAACGCGCCUUGGAGGAUCUGCCUCGAGUCCACUAUGAGACCCUGAGUUAUCUCAUGCAGCAUUUGGCACGCGUCGUCGAGCAGGAGAAAGUCAACCUAAUGACCAGUAUGAAUAUCGCUGUCGUCUUUGCACCCACCAUCAUGAGGUCUGAGAACAUCAGCCGUGAGCUGAGCGAUACGAAGCCGAAGAAUGAGGCCGUGAUGUGGAUGGUGGAGAACUGUGAAAGAUUAUUCGGGGCCUAA